Molecule: messenger RNA, 489 nt
Organism: Bursaphelenchus xylophilus (pine wood nematode)
Lineage: Eukaryota; Metazoa; Nematoda; Chromadorea; Rhabditida; Aphelenchoididae
Source: the annotation of a GenBank genome assembly
AUGCUGACUAUCGGCCUACUAUUUUAUCUUAUUCAUGUAAUAUUAUCUGAUGAUGUUGAGAUAGACCCCUGGGACUUGGCCUAUUUAGAAAACUUUGGAGGACAAAUUCAACAAGUUACAAAACCACAAGUUGAUUUGAUCCGGAAGCCCCCAAUUGUCGAAGAAAAAGAACAACCUGCAAAGAAAACUUUGGGCCCUGAUCUUGAAAUUCGCGAAACCAAAACGAUUUGUGAAGAUAGGGCGGCCAAUUGUUUUGCCAUACAGAAACAAUGCACGGAGAGUUCCUAUGAUGACAUGAUGUUCGAAAAUUGUGCCAGGACUUGUGGCUAUUGCGACUGUCGCGAUUUAUCAACACGGUAAGAAUUAAACUAUUAUAAAAGCGAUUAUAGUUGUGCCUACUGGGAGAUCAAUGGAUUCUGCAGCUCUCUUAUACACAGCCAAGCCGUUAAGAAAAGAACCUGUGCCAAGACUUGCAAGCUGUGCGACUAA